Molecule: messenger RNA, 917 nt
Organism: Capsicum annuum
Lineage: Eukaryota; Viridiplantae; Streptophyta; Magnoliopsida; Solanales; Solanaceae
Exons: 2
Coding region: 117-617 (166 amino acids)
Source: RefSeq, a predicted model, not a curated record
CAUUCCAUUAGAAAAAAAAUUGCAUCUCACUAUUUUCUUUCAAUACAAGGUUUUCAACUUUUAUUUCAUCUCUCUUGUUCAACUCCACUCAGGUGAUCUUUUUUUAAAUUAAGAAGAUGUGCUACUAUGAGGGGCGCAAAUACGGCUUUGGAGGUUUGUUGACCAAGUUUUUUAGGUGGCACAGAGUAGAAGAUAAGGAGUUAGACUACAAACCAGUGGUGGAUACUCUCCCUAUUGAUGUCAUUACAACUAGGAGCACGGCUGAAGCUCAGGGCCCGAUCCUUACUAUGUUCGAACAUCAACCUUGGACUGAUGAAAUCACUGCUAGAAUGUAUGUAUUACAAGUGUUGUAUCUGCGAAUUGGGGUAAGACCAGCCACCAACGAAGAGAUUCAUAUUGUGGAGUUGAAUAACCCCCUGGGUCAUCGUGAUAGGAUACUGCUGAGGAUAAGGCCAGAUUUUGUUGAGACAAUUGAUAAUGAUGUGUCGACCGAUGAGGAGCGGCAAUGGUGUGACUCAGAUAUUGACUCAGAUGAUGAUGAGAAACCUAAUAAAGGUGAUGAAGGUGAUGCAAAUCAUGAUGCUGAUGACGCAAAUAAUGAUAUAGCUGAGGCCUAAGCAGGGAGUAUUUUGCCACCUCUCUAUUUGAGGUUAUUUGUAAGCACUGGGACAGUGCUUCGUUUAUGUGUGGGGCGAUUGUGUCUUGCAUCUUAUUCUCUUUAUCUUGGUAUUUUGAUUUAGGUUGGUUGGACAAUUUUUAUUUCUAUUUUUGGGAUCUUUGAUUCUUAUUUUUCUGUUUGGAUGUUUAACUUAGCCAUUUCUAGCUAUUUGGAACAUUAUGGUCUGUAAUCGUUAGUAAUGAUUUAGUAAUUUUUCUUUUAGUUUAAAGUGUUUGUUGUUGUUUCCCUCAAGGCAAUA